Molecule: messenger RNA, 2629 nt
Organism: Gekko japonicus
Lineage: Eukaryota; Metazoa; Chordata; Lepidosauria; Squamata; Gekkonidae
Gene: FBXO42
Product: F-box protein 42
Exons: 12
Coding region: 344-2494 (716 amino acids)
Molecular function (GO): protein binding
Source: RefSeq, a predicted model, not a curated record
AGGUCUCCAGACCCGGAGAGUGUUGAAACGAAGACGCUCCCAAGAGACAGCUUCUGGGGCUGGCUCCUGACACAGAUCUCACGGGAUGAGCACAGGGCUGGCUGGAUCCCUUCUCCACCAGAGGUGUUUCUAAGGUGCCUUCGUCGUGCCCAGAGAGAUCCUUUGGAAUGGAUUGGGCUGAGUGAGUGUGACUCUUGGUCAGGGCUGCGUGGCCGGCUCCGCGUCUGAACCCAGCUCCCACUGGUCCUGCCUGCGCUUGCCUUUGGAGAUAGUCGGCGGGGUGUCAGCAGACCUCUCUCUCUCCCUCUCCGGCCUCGAGCUCCAGGUGGUGGAGUGGGAUGCCAUGGCCAACUCCUCCGAGAGUGAAGAUGACAGCUUCAUGGCCGUGGACCCCGAGGAAGCCCCGGCGGCGAGAGAAGGGAGCAUGGAGCAGGAGGAGGAGGCCGGGAAGCGGCAGGGGAGGUCCAUGCUGGAGCUGCCGGAGGAGGUGCUGGAGUACAUCCUGUCCUUCCUCUCCCCCUACCAGGAGCACAAGACCGCUGCCCUCGUCUGCAAGCAGUGGUACCGGCUGAUCAAAGGGGUGGCCCACCAGUGUUACCACGGCUUCAUCAAGGCAGUCCAAGAAGGCAACAUUCAGUGGGAGAGUCGCACAUAUCCCUACCCUGGCACCCCCAUCACCCAGCGCUUUUCGCACAGUGCGUGCUACUACGAUGCCAAUCAGUCCAUGUACGUGUUUGGGGGCUGCACACAGAGCAGCUGCAACGCUGCCUUCAAUGACCUGUGGAGGCUGGACCUGAACAGCAAGGAGUGGAUCCGCCCGCUGGCAUCAGGCUCCUACCCGUCGCCCAAGGCCGGGGCCACCCUGGUGGUGUACAAGGACUUGCUGGUGCUCUUUGGGGGCUGGACGCGCCCCAGCCCGUACCCCCUGCACCAGCCCGAGAGGUUCUUUGACGAGAUCCACACGUACUCGCCCUCCAAGAACUGGUGGAACUGUGUCGUGACAACCCACGGCCCCCCGCCCAUGGCUGGCCAUUCCUCCUGCGUCAUCAAGGACAAGAUGAUCGUCUUCGGGGGCUCCCUUGGGUCUCGGCAAAUGAGCAAUGACGUCUGGGUGCUGGACCUGGAGCAGUGGGCCUGGUCCAAGCCAAACAUCUCUGGCCCCGGCCCCCACCCCCGCGGGGGCCAGUCCCAGAUUGUCAUAGAUGAGGAAACCAUUUUGGUCCUGGGGGGCUGCGGUGGUCCCAAUGCGCUGUUCAAAGACGCCUGGCUGCUGCACAUGAGUUCUUCUGAGCCGUGGACGUGGCAGCCGCUGAGAGUGGAGAACGAGGACCAGGGGGCCCCGGAGCUCUGGUGCCAUCCGGCUUGCAGGGUGGGCCAGUGCGUGGUGGUCUUCAGCCAGGCCCCCAGCGGGAGAGCCCCUCUGAGCCCCAGCCUGAACUCCCGUCCCUCUCCCAUCAGCGCCACACCGCCGGCCCUGGCUCCCGAGACCCGGGAGUAUCGUUCCCAGUCUCCAGUCCGGACCACGGAUGAGGCCCCCUGCGUGAACGGCCGCUGGGGAACCCUGAGGCCCCGGGUGCAUCGGCAGACCCCUUCGGGCUCCCGGGAAGGGAGCCUCUCGCCGGCCCAAGAGGAUACUUCCCCCGUGCUGAACGGCAGUGAGGGCUUAUCUCCUGGAACCUCUUUGGAAAGCCCCGUCCAAGCGGACUCUCCCAGCACACCUGCCACUGCCGCAGCCGCCGCAGGAUGUGACCUCAAGAUUGGCAUUUCCCCAGCACCGAGGCGGGGCUCCCUCCCUGACCAGAGGGACCUGAGGCUGGCACCCGCAGACUUGAACUGGGAGCCCAAGCCACCUCCCCUCCUCUCUCAGCUGGACGGCACGGAGAGCAGCAGGACGGUUGGCAGCGGCCUCAGGAACCCUCCAGAACAGACCAACGGUGCCCAUACCCCGCCUCAUGUUGCCAGCGCCUUGGCAGGGGCAGUCUCUCCAGGGGCACUGCGGCGAGGCUUGGAGGCGGUGAGAGUCCUUCCUCCCAAGCCGCCGGGGCCUGCCCUGGCAGUGCUGAGUCCCCCCACCGCCGCCGCCACGGCCUCACCAGGGUCGCCCGGCAGCCAGGGCCCCGGCCCCGUGGAGGCGGCCCCCGCCCCUCGCCCCGGCUCUGCCCAAGGGGACGGGCACUCCCUGCCUCCCAUCGCACGCCGCCUGGGCCACCACCCGCCCCAGUCGCUGAACGUCGGCAAGCCCUUGUACCAGAGCUUGAACUGCAAGCCCAUGCAGAUGUACGUGCUGGACGUCAAGGACACCCGGGAGAAGGGGCGCGUCCAGUGGAAAGUGUUCCACGGCAGCUCUGUGGUCGGGCCGCCCGAGACCAGCCUCCACACGGUGGUGCAGGGCCGGGGCGAGCUGAUCAUCUUUGGCGGCCUCAUGGACAAGAAGCAGAACGUCAAGUACUAUCCCAAAACCAAUGCCUUGUACUUCGUGCGAGCAAAAAGAUGAUGCCGCCAGGAGGGUUCUCUUCCCACCCCCACCCCGCUUCUGCUGACACAGUGUGACACCCCCCACCCACCCUUGGCACUCUGUCGAGCAGGCUGUGAGUCUGGGGCUCCUCCCGUCAAUAAAAGGAUCUAAGCA